AUGACGGAUCAUUCAUUAACUCCGCAAGUCAACCCAAUCAAUGGCGAACUCUUGGCUGCCAAUGCUGCUCUACAGGCAGAAAACCAACAAAUGGCCGAACUGUUAGCAGCAAUGCAGAACAACGGCAAAGAAAAGAACGAUAAUAAAAAAGUCAAUAACAACCUCCACGAGGAACACCAAUCAGAUUCGAACGUGAAAACAGGAGAAAUACCUCCCAAAAUAGAAAGACGACGGACUGGCCCUUUUUCUAAAGAAAUAGUGAAUUUUAAAAUGCCUAAGAAUUUUACACUCCUAAUGACUUUGACACCGUACAAGGAGAUCGGAGAUCCUAAAGUUCAUGUCACAAAAUUCGAAUAUAUGAUGUUUCUCAAUAGUGAAUCCGAUUCCAUCUUGUGCCGAUCUUUCCCCACUUUUUUAGAUGGAGCUGCUUUAUUAUGGUUUUGUAAUUUACCUGUAGGUUCGAUAUCCAGCUUCGACGAAUUUGCCAAAUUGUUCAUAAACCACUUCGCAGCAUCCAAAAUCUACGUGCGAGAUUCAGACUAUCUCAGUACGAUCAAGCAAGGACAAUACGAGAGUCUAAAAGACUACAUGACGCGCUUCACAAUAGUGGCCAUGGAAAUCCCAGACCUCAAUCCAGAGGUACAGCUACAUGCAAUAAAGAGUGGCCUCCGACCUGGAAAAUUCCAGGAAGUAAUAGCAGUUGCAAAGUCGAAGACAUUGGAAGAAUUUAGGGACAAAGAAAAUGGAAAAAUUGAAAUUGAAGAAUUAUGUGAAACUUGGAGAAAUGAAAGACCAUCAUCUCGAAAGGAAGAGGAGAAACUUCCCAGGUCUCAAAGCAAGGAUUUCAAAAAGCCUUUCAAGUUGACACCAAAGUUUGAUUCAUACACCAAGUUCAACACCAAAAAAGAGGACAUCAUCAAAGAAAUACUACACAACAAAUUAAUAAAACCACCGAAAAAAGCAAGCAUAUAUCAAGAUCAAAAGUAUGUAGACAAAAGCAAACAUUGCGCAUUUCACCAGAAGUAUGGCCAUACCACUGACGAAUGCAUAGUAGCCAAAGACUUGUUGGAGAGACUAGCAAGACAAGGCCUAGUAGAUAAAUAUGUCACUUCCAGAAGCCAGAAGGAAGCAACCAAAGACACUGACAAACCGAGCUAUAACUCUGAUCAUAAGGAAAAAGGAGCUUAG
This is a messenger RNA of Arachis ipaensis, 1188 nucleotides long. RefSeq lists its product as uncharacterized. The record is from RefSeq and is a predicted model, not a curated record. Lineage: Eukaryota; Viridiplantae; Streptophyta; Magnoliopsida; Fabales; Fabaceae.